Molecule: messenger RNA, 312 nt
Organism: Fusarium musae
Lineage: Eukaryota; Fungi; Ascomycota; Sordariomycetes; Hypocreales; Nectriaceae
Exons: 2
Coding region: 1-312 (103 amino acids)
Biological process (GO): translation
Cellular component (GO): mitochondrial large ribosomal subunit
Molecular function (GO): structural constituent of ribosome
Source: RefSeq, a predicted model, not a curated record
AUGAGACCUACCCAAGCCCUAUCGGUCGGUCGAUACCGCCACCUCAGACUCACAACCAAGGAUGUUGGAAAAGGCUUCUACAAGGGUAACCGCACUGGCUCCAUGGGUCGACACACAAAGUACGGAGGCUACGUUAUCGAGUGGAACAAGGUCCGAACAUAUGCUGUGCCACCACUGAAGGAUUUCAAGCUUACACCCUUCGUGAGCCGACAAGUCAAGGCGGAGCCUGGUGACUAUAAGGGUCUUGAUAAGGGUCCUCAAGAUCCUUACUUCUACGUUGAGCAAUGGAAACGAUUCAACGGUGUGGAUUGA